This is a messenger RNA of Elaeis guineensis (African oil palm), 1132 nucleotides long. RefSeq lists its product as uncharacterized. Gene Ontology annotation, molecular function: metal ion binding. The record is from RefSeq and is a predicted model, not a curated record. Gene Ontology annotation, cellular component: cytosol. Gene Ontology annotation, biological process: protein histidyl modification to diphthamide. Lineage: Eukaryota; Viridiplantae; Streptophyta; Magnoliopsida; Arecales; Arecaceae.
ACUACCUACCACAAAGGAGGGCCUCUUUCGGGGUCCCCAUGGUGUGUCCAGAACGCAACGCGAAGAGCCAGGUCUCCUUCUCUCUUCCCGUUUUCUCCGAUCUCUCAAGCCAAUUAAUCCAAGCCGAGGCGGUCGCUCGGGAGAGAGAGACAGCGAGAGCGCGAUGAGGGUGGCGAUGGAGAUGGCCAUGGCCGUGGCCAUGGCGGUGGUGGUGGCGCUAGGGAUGGUGGCGACGCCGGCGGAGGCCGGGGACAAUAACCGGGUGUUCCAGCCUUGCGCGGACACCAAGAUCCAGAGGGGUGAUGGCUUCACCUUCGGCAUCGCCUUCUCGACCCGGGAUUCCUUCUUCUUUAACCAGACCCAGCUCUCCCCGUGCGACAGCCGCCUCGCCCUCGCCUCCAACGCCAACGCCCAGCUCGCCCUCUUCCGCCCCAAGGUCGAUGAGAUCUCCCUGCUCACCGUGAACACCACCGUCUACCCGGCUGUCACUAAUGGUGGAUUCAUGGUGGCCUUUGCCGGUAGGAAGUAUGCAGCAAGAUCCCUUCCAGCAUUUGUUGGCAACAGCUCGUAUAUUGUUACCAGCUUUACCCUGGUACUUGAAUUCCAAAAAGGCAGACUUCAGAACUUGUAUUGGAAGCGAGAUGGUUGUGCUUCAUGUUCCGGGAAGUCAAACUUUGUCUGUCUGAACAAGCUAGAGUGUGCAAUCAAAACAUCCAGCUGCAAGAACGCGAACCAGGGCGGCUCAGUUGAUUGCAGCAUUGGAAUACAGUUAGCCUUCUCAGGUACAGAUGAGCAUGAUGCAGUUCUCAAUUCGUGGUACGAGGUUUCCAACCUCCAGCAAUACUCGCUCUAUGGACUGUAUUCCAACCUUAGAGAUUCUCUCACCAGCCAGUACAACAAAAUCUUCUAGCCUGUUUGCUAAACUCCUGAGGCACUGCUGUUGUAUUUUUCUUUUAUCGUAUCUCUUAUUACCUUUCCAUAUAUUUUUCUUUUUGUAUUGGAAGUUGCUGUAAAGUUGCUUGAUCCUUGGAGUCAAGACUCUCCUAUCCUGUAAUCCACAUGUAUUAGCUGGUGCUUAACUAUGUGCAUUUUAUUUGCUAUUGCAAAUUCCAUUUAAUCAUUUCCUGUUUCA